CGAGUGUCUCAGGAGUCGGACUCGCUGAGUGUGCGGGUGGGCCAUGACAUGCAGGAGAAGAAGCAACGCUCACAGUCCAACGACACUAACCGCAUCAAGUCGACGAAGUACACGCUGGUCACCUUCCUGCCGCUAAACCUUUUCGAGCAGUUUCGCCGUAUCGCCAACCUGUACUUCCUGUUCAUGACCGUCAUAUCGAUAGUGAUAGAUAGUCCUGUUUCACCGAUGACGUCGCUGGUUCCGCUGGUGUUCGUCAUCGCAGUGACAGCGGCCAAGCAGGGUUACGAAAACUUUCUGCGUUACAGAGCGGACAACAUGGUCAACUUCUCGCCCGUCUCGGUGAUCCGAGGCGGUGUUACAGUGGAGAUCCGUUGCCAGGACAUCCAGCGGGGUGAUAUUGUGCUGAUGUCGCGAGACUGUGAUAUACCGUGUGAUGUAGUGCUGCUCCGGACGUCGGAUGAGCAUGGCAGGUGUUUCGUGACAACGGCCAACCUAGACGGUGAGACGAACCUUAAGACGAUGAGCGUCCCGAAAGGUGUUCCAGUUCUGCCCCCAGAACGACUGCAAUCACUCGGACGCAUCGAGUACGAGAAGCCUCACACGGAUCUGUACCACUUUAACGGUCGUAUUGAGCUAGCGGACGUGCAUGUUACGGCCGGGGAGCAUAGUGUUCUACCUCUCGCAGCUGAGAACCUGCUGCUGAGGGGUUCACGCAUCCGCAACACCGAGUGGGCCAUUGGAUGUGCCGUCUACACUGGCCAGCAGACGAAGCUCGCUCUCAACAGCCGCAUGACAACGAACAAGAUGAGCUCGAGCGAGCAGUUUGUCAACAAGUACCUGGUGUUCUUUCUCGUGCUGCUGGUCGGGAUCGUCACGGUGAGCUACUUCCUGAAGCGGUACAACGAUCGGCAUCAGCAGCAGCACAAUGUGUACCUUGGCGAGAUGCGCUCCAACUACCGAGUGUCACAGUUCCUGCAGGACUUCUUCUCAUUUCUCAUCCUGUUCAACUACCUCAUCCCGAUCUCGCUGUACGUGACGAUCGAGAUGGCAAAGUUCCUCGGUGGUUUCUACCUCGAAUGGGACCACGAUCUGUACGACGAAGAGACGGACCAACCGUGCAUCGUGAACACGUCCGACAUCAACGAGGAGCUCGGGCAGGUGUCGCUGCUGUUCUCCGACAAAACAGGUACGCUCACGAAGAACAUCAUGAUCUUCCAGCAGUGCUCGAUUGGAGGCCGGAAGUAUGAACAGCGUGGUCGCCGAUUGCUGGAAGCUGGCCGGCGUUAUGCACUCAAGAUAAAUGAGCUUCCGACACAGGUGUACGAUUUCUUCCAAGCACUGGCGGUUUGCCACACAGUACAGGUGGCCGGUGACUACAUCAACGAGUCGGAAGAGAACCUGCGUGCGAAAGAACCCGACACGACGAGCGGUCCGAUUGAAGAGGAAACGUUUGACACUACGAUGCCGAUGGAGGAGACCGUUAAUGUUAACCCGGAAACGCUCUCAGUUCGCACAAGCCGGCGUAUUCCAGGCAGCCCGUUCGAGGUCCGCAACCGAGUUGGACCGGCUGAUCGGCCACUGAGCCUUAUCGAGACGCACGAGACGAGCUUUAUCCUGCCAAAUGCCAGCAGCAACGGAGACCUGCAGUUACCGGCACAGCUUGAGCUGAAGCGGACGAUUUCGGCUUAUGAGGAGAAACCGGCAACACUUCCUACCGAUGAUCCGCGGAUGCUUGGCCACCGACGCACGCAGUCACACGCACCGGCCGGUAUUAAACGGCCCAAGAGCUACUUAACAGCGGUACAAACACCCAAACCAGUGGUGACGUUACGCCGGAACCGGGGCUCGUACUUGUCACGGUCCGUGCGCGAAUCGUAUGCUGCCCCGGCGUAUAAUGAGUCGUCCGUGAUCCAGCGGCAGGAGUCGAAUGUACGGCAACGUGAGGUGGAUUCCUUCAUUCAGAAAAUGGACUACCAGGCGUCAAGCCCGGACGAAAAGGCGUUGGUGGAGGUGUGCGCUCGCAUGGGCCUAGUGUAUGUGGGUGAUGAUGGUGACCAAAUGCAGAUCAAACUACGUCGAACCUGUGUCCGGGAGAACGUACGCUCACGCCUCGGAGAGAUUCCAGACGAAGAGUUAGUCCAGUACCAGCGACUGGCGGUGUUGGAGUUCACCUCAGAUCGUAAGCGUAUGAGUAUCAUCGUACGAGACACCUACGGUCAGAUCUGGCUGUACACGAAAGGAGCUGAGAGCCACGUCCUGCCACUUUGUGCCUUCUCACCACUAAUCGAGACAACGCAAAAGCAUAUCGACGAGUUCGCAAAGCUUGGUCUACGCACUCUGGCCGUGGCACGUCGCCGGUUGACUCAGCAGGAGUACCAAACGUUUAGUGACGAGCUGAUCGAAGCGAGUAGUUCCCUGGUCAACCGAGCCGAGCUGGUAGAGGAGUGCCAGCGUCGCAUUGAAACAGAGCUAGAGCUGUUAGGAGCAACUGCAGUAGAAGACGCACUGCAGGACGACGUCCGAGGUACACUGCAGGCGUUGGGACAGGCCGGGAUACGGGUGUGGGUGUUGACCGGUGACAAGGUGGAGACGGCACUCAACAUCGCGCUCAGCUGUGGUCACAUCCCGGACGGAUCGGCACGUUACUUCAUCACCGAUUGCCAAACGCCGGAACAAGUGCAGCAACAUCUGGAUACGCUGGCGUUGGAGAUGUUCCAACGUCGGGAUUUACCGUUCUCGCUGCUGAUCGACGGUGGUAGUCUUGCACUCGCACUGAAGGAGAUUCCGGAGCAAUUCCGUGACUUGAGUGGUCGGUGUCAGGCCGUACUGUGCUGCCGGUUGAGCCCACUGCAGAAGAGCAAGGUGGUUGAGCUGAUGAAGACCUCCGAGGGUUCGCCGGUGACGGCAGCCAUUGGUGACGGGGCUAAUGACGUGUCGAUGAUACAGGAAGCGCAUGUUGGACUGGGUAUUGUUGGGCGUGAAGGUCGUCAGGCGGCUCGGUGUGCGGAUUAUGCGUUCGCAAAGUUUUGCAUGCUCCGCAAACUGCUGCUCGUGCAUGGUCACUACUUUAGCACGCGGCUUGCCGUGCUGGUGCUGUACUUCUUCUACAAGAACCUGGUGUUUAUGGGCGUGCAGCUGUAUUUCCAGAUUCACAGCCUUUUCUCCAACCAGUCGGUGUAUGAUUCGCUGUUCCUCACGCUCUACAACGUCGUCUACACCGCCAUUCCGGUGUUGGUGCUUGCGCUUACUGAGAAACCGUACCAAGAGCAAACGCUACUUAAGAAUCCCGCCUUAUACCAGAAAGUGGCCGGAAACAAACAAUACGCGUGGAAGUACUUCAUCGGCUGGAUGAUGCUCGCCAUCUACCACUUCUCGGUGAUCUACUUCUUCACGUACGGGGUGUGGAUCGGUAAUCCGGCACUGUACGCGAACUGGCCGGCCACCGUCAGCUUCUCCUGCUACGGCACCAUUCUCAUCCACAACGUUGUCGUGCUGGUCAAUCUGAAGCUGUUGAUCGAAACGAUCUACAAGUCGUACGUGUUCAUCGCCACCGUGCUGCUGUCGAUAUUCGCCUUCAUGGGUUCGACCUUCGUCUACAACCUGCUGCAUAUCAACUAUGACGGCCCGAUGCUGCAGGUGUACAACAAUUUGCUCUCGUCGAUGACGUUCUGGCUGCUCAGCUUUGUGAUAUUACUCGCAGGAUUUCUACCGGACCUGACGAUGAUGGCGCUGCGAGCUCUCGACAUCAAGCUGGGUCAUAUUUUCCCGGGUGGCGCAAAGUACCGGCGGAUGCUUUUCCAGAAGCGCACAAAUAAUAUUCAAUCCACGGAGCUUUAA
Anopheles nili is the source of this 3837-nucleotide messenger RNA. RefSeq names its product phospholipid-transporting ATPase IF. Gene Ontology annotation, biological process: phospholipid translocation. The transcript has 6 exons. Bases 49 to 3837 code for a protein of 1262 amino acids. Gene Ontology annotation, cellular component: plasma membrane; trans-Golgi network; endoplasmic reticulum. Lineage: Eukaryota; Metazoa; Arthropoda; Insecta; Diptera; Culicidae. The record is from RefSeq and is a predicted model, not a curated record. Gene Ontology annotation, molecular function: magnesium ion binding; ATP binding; ATPase-coupled intramembrane lipid carrier activity.